This is a messenger RNA of Aspergillus alliaceus, 573 nucleotides long. RefSeq lists its product as uncharacterized. The transcript has a single exon. Lineage: Eukaryota; Fungi; Ascomycota; Eurotiomycetes; Eurotiales; Aspergillaceae. The record is from RefSeq and is a predicted model, not a curated record. The coding region runs from base 1 to 573 and encodes 190 amino acids.
AUGCCAAAUACCUGCCAAAACGCUACUCCCGGCGAAACAAACUCUCCCACACAGGAAGCUAUGACUCCAGAGCAGAUCGAUGCUGAUCUACUGGCGACUCACGAACGAAUCGCCAAGCGUGAAGCGCUUCGUGUCGCCCGCGAAAACCUUACCCGUUUUGAAGACGAGGUUCUUAACCCGUCUGGAGCGACUUCAGUAGUGAAUCAACAUCAUCUCGACAACUAUGAGCCGCAAGAGCGCGUAAAGGAGAUCAAGAUCGAUAAUAUUUCUAUCUUUACGUUGAGCUUCGAUCUCCAGAGGCGCCAGGACUGGCUCGUUGACGUACGUUGCGCUUUCCGGAGGGACCCUCAGAGGUAUCAGACCGACGAAAAGAAAAUCCUGGCGGCUCUAAAUUUCCUCGAUCGUUCUUGUCGGUAUGAAUGGUACCGACACGUCGUAGGAAAACCUCUAGAAGAACGCCAGCACAUUGAGGGGUCAUGGCAAUACUUUGAGGACUGGACACUCACCCUUACCCGGAACGCAACUAGUCUUCAAGCCGAUGUGACGGAGCGCAAGGCCAGUGGCUUGGAUUAG